Messenger RNA from Equus quagga, 1739 nucleotides. RefSeq names its product sterol O-acyltransferase 2 (gene SOAT2). Gene Ontology annotation, molecular function: fatty-acyl-CoA binding; cholesterol O-acyltransferase activity; cholesterol binding. Gene Ontology annotation, cellular component: endoplasmic reticulum membrane. The record is from RefSeq and is a predicted model, not a curated record. The transcript is spliced from 15 exons. The coding region runs from base 1 to 1575 and encodes 524 amino acids. Gene Ontology annotation, biological process: cholesterol efflux; cholesterol homeostasis; cholesterol metabolic process. NCBI's taxonomy places the organism in Eukaryota, Metazoa, Chordata, Mammalia, Perissodactyla, Equidae.
AUGAAGCCAAGGGCGGCCCGACCACGGAAGAGAGAAGGGCAGAGGGGAGAGCAGGAGGACCCACCCGCCGGAGAAGGAAACACUGAAACGCACAGAGGCUCGGACUUGGUGCAAUGGACCCGACAUAUGGAGGCUGUGAAGACACAGUUGCUGGAGCAAGCGCAGGGCCAGCUGCUGGAGCUGCUGGAUCGGGCCAUGUGGGAGGCCAUACAAUCCUACCCUCCCCAAGGCAGACCUCUGUCCUCCAUUCCUCCAGAUUCCUUGAGCAAGACCCGGGAGCCAGCCUUGGAGAAAAGGAAAGUUUUCGUCAUCCGCAAGUCCCUGCUUGACGAGCUUAUGGAGGUGCAGCAUUUCCGUACCAUCUACCACGUGUUCAUCGCCGGCCUGUGUGUCUUCAUCAUCAACACCCUGGCCAUUGACUUCAUCGAUGAGGGCAGGCUGAUGCUGGAGUCUGACCUACUGAUCUUCAGCUUCGGACAGCUGCCCUUGGCGCUGAUGACCUGGCUCCCCAUGUUCCUGUCCACUCUGCUGGCGCCCUACCAUGCCCUGCGGCUGUGGGCCAGGCCCCAGGUCGGAGGGGCCUGGACGCUCGGGGUGGGGCUGGGCUGCCUGCUGCUGGCCGCCCACACUGCGGUGCUCGGCAUCCUCCCGGUCCAUGUGGCCGUGGACUAUCAGCUCCCGCCGGCCUCCCGCUGCGUCCUGGUCUUUGAGCAGGUCAGGUUCCUGAUGAAAAGCUACUCCUUCCUGAGAGAGGCUGUGCCUGGGACCCUUUGUGCCAGAGGAGGUGAGGGGGUCCGGGCCCCCAGUUUCUCCAGCUACCUCUACUUCCUAUUCUGCCCCACACUCAUCUACAGGGAGACUUACCCCAGGACCCCCAACGUCAGGUGGAAUUAUGUGGCCAAGAACUUCGCGCAGGCCCUGGGCUGCGUCCUCUCUGCCUGCUUCAUCCUGGGCCGCCUCUGUGUUCCUGUCUUUGCCAACAUGAGCCAGGAACCCUUCAGCACCCGUGCCCUGGUGCUCUCUAUCAUGCAUGCCAUGUUGCCAGGCGUCUUCAUGCUGCUGCUCAUUUUCUUUGCCUUCCUCCACUGCUGGCUCAAUGCCUUCGCGGAGAUGCUACGGUUUGGAGACAGGAUGUUCUACCGGGACUGGUGGAACUCUACGUCCUUCUCCAACUACUACCGCACGUGGAACGUGGUGGUCCACGACUGGCUGUACAGCUACAUAUAUCAGGAUGGGCUGCGGCUGCUCGGAGGCCGGGCCCGAAGGAUGGCCAUGCUGGGCGUGUUCCUGGUCUCUGCAGUGGUCCAUGAGUACAUCUUCUGCUUUGUGUUGGGGUUCUUCUACCCCGUCAUCCUGAUGCUCUUCCUUGUCUUUGGAGGGCUGCUGAACUUCACGAUGCAUGACCGGCACACGGGCCCGGCAUGGAACGUGCUAAUGUGGACCAUCCUUUUUCUGGGCCUGGGCAUCCAGGUCAGUCUGUACUGCCAGGAGUGGUAUGCACAGCGGCACUGCCCCCCAGCCCAGACAACCUUCUGGGGGCUGAUGAUACCUCGAUCUUGGUCCUGCCAUACCUAGAGGUCAGGGCACCCUCACUGCCCCGAUGAUACCACCAAGUUCUUCUCUGCCUGCAAAGCCUGGGACCAGGGCUCCUCUCUCUGCGCUCCCAGACCUCGCUCUGAGUCAAGGAGGCCUGGCAUGCAUGACCCCACCAGCGAGCUCUAGAGACUGAGGUCUGUGGA